Messenger RNA from Prorocentrum cordatum, 1802 nucleotides. NCBI's taxonomy places the organism in Eukaryota, Dinophyceae, Prorocentrales, Prorocentraceae. The record is from the annotation of a GenBank genome assembly.
AUGCAGCGGGCCUUCGACGGGACGCGGUGCAGCCUCCUCAAGUUCUGCAGCCACCACUGCCUUGGAGGCGACGCGGAGGGCGAGGUCACUGGCGGCGACGCGGAGGCGCCAGGCGGCGAGGAGCCCGGGGGCGCCUCCGCGAGGGGCUCGGUCGAGAGGAUGGGCGACCGGAAGAGGAGGGAACGCUCCAAGCAGCAGGACGCGGUCAGGGCGGAGUACCGGGUGCUGGCCGCCCUGACGAGCGGCCUGGCAGGGCACGGGGACACCAAGGCCGAGGCCGAGGGCAGCGCGAGGCUGCGAGAGGUCGAGGCCCGGGCCCGCGGCCUCGGCUCCACCGAGCUGGCCGCCCUGCUGGCCAGCCUGCCCGCAGGGGGCGUUGCGGGGGACGCCGCUGGGCUGGCCCGCGCCGCGCUGCAGGCGCCCCCGCCCGCGGGCUGCAGCUGCUCGGCCGUGCUGCAGCUGCUCUCGCGCGGCGGGUGCCGGCAGCUGGCGCCGCUGCGGGCGGCGCGGGCGGGCCAGCUGGCCCGCUGCGCCGCCGCGCUGGCCCGGCUGGUGGCCGCGGAGCGCUCCCUGCGCUUCUUCGAGGCCACUCUGCGGGUGCUGUCUGGCGCCGAGAGCGGCACCGAGGGCAGCCCCGAGUGCUCCGUGUGCCUGGAGCCGCUGAGCCCAGCGGGCGCGGCGGUGCUGCCAUGCGCCCACGCCUUCCACACUGGGUGCUGCUUCGCCCUGCUGGCCGGGCAGGGCCCGGGCGCGUGCCCCGCCUGCCGGGCGCCCUUCGGGCGCGCCGACGUCGCGCCCGUGGGCGCCGCCGAGGGCCCCGCGCCCUGCAGGGAGGCGGAGCUCCACGGCUCCAAGCUGGCCGCGGUCGGCCAGGUGCUGCGGAAGAUCCAGGGAGAGGAUCCCAUCCGCCAAAGCGAUCGUCUUCGUCCAGUGGGCCGACCUGGAGAAGCUCGUCGGGGCGGCCCUGAGCCGCAUGGGCAUCGAGCACGUCAGGCUGAGGGGGAGCACGGUCCAACGGAGCAGGGUGGUGGCGGCGUUCCAAGAGCAGGACGAGCCGCGUGUGCUCCUCCAGUCGAUGGAGAACUCCGCGUCGGGCGCGAACCUGACGCGAGCCAGCCACGUGCUGCUGGUGCAUCCCGAUGGACGCCGACUCGCGCGAGCGAGCCGUGGCGUACGAGAUGCAGGCUCUCGGCCGCGUCCGCCGCUGCGGGCAGACGGCCGGUCGGGUGCACCUCUGGCGCUUCGUCACCGCUGGCACCGUGGAGGAGGAGGUGUCCAGGCCCAGGCGCUGGGUCAGUGGACGCGUGCGGUUGCCGCUGGGGGGGGGGGGGGGGGGGGGGGCCUCCCGAGCGGUGGUGUUGCGUGACGCCAGUUUGCGGGGACGUGUGAGAAACGGGACUGACGUCAGGGUCUACUGCAGCAUCGCUUAUGCAGCAUGCAUCUUCGGUUUGCUCUGGUCCUCCUCUUCCUCCUCCAGCUCUUCCGCCCUCUCCUCGUCCUCCACCCCGUCUACCUCCCCUUCCUUACUCCUGCCUCCGUUGGGGCCACCAUGGUGCCAGCAGACUGUCCGACCGCACAGGAGCGGUGGUGCGCGGAGGGGGCGCUGGCGGCGCUCGAGUGUGCUUGUUGGCGGUAGGCGCACAGCGAGAGCCGCUGUAGGGUUCCCGGCGCGCCCCGCCAUCGUUUUGUUUGUGGUUGUUCCCUUUAUCGGGCUCAUCCUGCUCAUUAUCCUCCCUCCUCUUCUCCCCUUCGUCCCUCGUUCCUUGUUCCUCCUUCGUGCUCCCCCCCUGCCUCGUGCCUCC